This is a messenger RNA of Aspergillus wentii DTO 134E9, 1344 nucleotides long. Its product is annotated as class I SAM-dependent methyltransferase. NCBI's taxonomy places the organism in Eukaryota, Fungi, Ascomycota, Eurotiomycetes, Eurotiales, Aspergillaceae. The transcript has 3 exons. The coding region runs from base 433 to 1155 and encodes 240 amino acids. The record is from RefSeq and is a predicted model, not a curated record.
ACUGCAUACUACUGAACUAUAAGGCACCGCCUUGGCCGGUUAUGUCACAGAAUAUACAUUGACUUCCUGAGCAUCACACGCACGCCAUGGAGCUUCAAACUAAAAUCCAACUAGGUCUUACGUCCUCUGAAUAGUCUCCAAGACCAGGCUAACUCACUGCCUUCGAUUCAAUGCCUGUAGCCAACCAGAACUUGGGCCAACGAAAGUAUCCGAUAUCUCUCCGAGUUGGGGCUGACGGCCAGUCGAAGCAUUUGAGUUGAUUUGCCCAAUGCUACCUAUCGCAAACUUAUAAAUAUCAGCUCAUUUCCUCUCUUCCAUUCUGUGUUUUCCUCUCUCCAGAGAUUCCUUGGAUUUUCAUAACAUUCUCUUUAUCUUCCACAACGCCCUGAAUCCAUACAACACCUCCAAAGCCUUGAUACGUUGCCUAGAACCAUGGCAGACUUCACCGAAAAGAACCGACAAUACUUCAAUAAACUGGCCGGCUCCUAUAAGGAUGACUUUGGAAAGGCUCUGAAAGCAUUGGCUGAGCAAAUCCAAGAACGUCGACUAUGGAUCAGCAAAAAAUGGACAGACACCGACGCUGGAAAGGGGGAGGAAGUUAAAAUGAUGGAAUAUGCUUGUGGCCCUGGUGCUGUCUCUAUGGCAUUAGUGCCGUUUGUGACCAAGGUCGUUGGCCUGGAUGUGUCGGACAACAUGGUCGAUGAGUUUAACAAGAAUGCCCGGGAAGCUGGCUUGUCUGACAAAAUGACUGCUCGCAAAGGAGAUCUCCUGGCAGAAACUGUGCCAGAUGAGAUUUCCGGUCCUGACUUCGAGGAUUUUGACGUCGUGGCCGUCAGCAUGGCACUUCACCAUUUUGCCGAGCCUGACGUAGCGCUGAAACGUCUUGGAGACCGAUUGAAGCAAGGUGGCACUUGUUUGAUCGUUGACCUUGUCCCGGAGGGAAAGAUGUUCCACGAGAUGCACCCAGACAUGUCUGAAGCUGCCGCAACAGUAAAAAAGCAUGGCUUUACCAUGGAAGAUAUGAAGGAGUUGUUUGAAGGUGCUGGCUUGGGAAUGAAUUUCGACUAUAAGGUUAUUGAGAAGCCAUUCGAGUUCACCAAGAACGGAACGACCUUUAGGAAGACGAUUUUUGUGGCCAGAGCACAGCGUCCUUAGAUUGCUGCAUGUUAGUGCCUAGACAGACUUGACUUUGAGGAUAGUAGAGUUCCUAAUGCCAGUUGAAUGAAAACAGCAUAGCAUGCAAUUUCCUGUAAAUGAAAUCCCGUAGAGGUACAGAGUAGACGAUCAUUGACUUGAAUGAAGAACUGAUUAGUUGCCUUCCAUAUCUGCCUGUGUUGACUUGCU